Messenger RNA from Schistosoma mattheei, 2870 nucleotides. Lineage: Eukaryota; Metazoa; Platyhelminthes; Trematoda; Strigeidida; Schistosomatidae. The record is from the annotation of a GenBank genome assembly.
GUGGAAACAUACAGUUUCUAAAUUUUCUUAUAAUAAAUUCAAUGAAAUGGAUUAAAUGUUUCUAACACAUUUUUUGAAAAAAAAUUUUUUUGUGUGGAUUUUUUCCCAAAUCAUUUUCAAUAAUUAUCCUUGCAAUGGAACUGACAAAAUCGAACCUUUCUGAUUGUCAAACUAAUGUAAUUAAACAAUGAUUUAUACUGUUAAGGAAAAUUGUUUAUCCGGUUAUGAUGAAUCAGUCAAAUGUAAUCAUUGUAAUCAACUAGAACAUGAAUCUUCGUGUAUAAAUUGUUCAACAAAGAUGCAUCAAAAUGUAUCAAUUCCUAAUGAUAGUUUCAUAUCAACUAGAAGAAAUAAACCUAAAGGAAAAUUGGAAUUAUUUUGUGUUUUAUCUUCAAUACGCGGUGUACAAAGAAUUUAUAGUUCACAAAUUCCAUUUAUUCGUAUUUUAUGGAUUUUAUUUGUUAUUAUAAUGACAUGUGUUUUAAUGGUUAGUUCCGGUUUUUUAAUUUCUGAUUAUUUAUGUUAUUCUACAGCCUGGAAUACACGUAGUUUAUUAGAUGAUAAAUCUGAAUUCCCUGCAAUCACAUUAUGUGCACAUAAUCCAUUUUCUUUAAAUGUGAAUAGUUUAUGGAAAGAAAAUAUUGUACCAAGUCCAAGAGAGAUUAAAUCACGUUUAAGACAGUUAUUAGUAACAAUGUUAGAUAAUGGUAUUACAGAUUAUACUGGUGAUUUAGCUUUCUCAGAUUCAAUAGAAUUUUAUUAUACAAAUUUAAAUUUAAAUGAUACAAUUAAAGUCGGUCAUGAUAAAGAUAUGCUUUAUCAUUGCAUGUUAUAUGAAGAAGGAUCAACAGUUGUUGCAGAAAAAUGUGAUUUAGAACCAGAAACAUCUAUCAGAAUAAGACGUUUCACACAUCCUAAAUACUUUAAUUGUUGGACUAUAGAUGGUAAACCGAAUGCCUCAACUUCUGAUGUCACACGAUUAAUUAUUCUAGCACAUUUAAUACCAUUAAAAAAAAUUGAAGGCGCAAAUACUUCAUUUAUUAUGGAUUCAUUUACACGUGGUGAAGGUAUUAAAGUUGUUAUACACGAAAAAGGUACUUAUCCAGAGAUUGAAAAACAUGGUGUUAAUAUACAACCAGGUCGUAUGAAUGAAAUUAAUUAUGAAACAAUAUUUUGGAAACGUCUACAUACCCCAGUAGCACCAUGUACAAAUGAAAAUAUUUCAAUUGAAGAUCUUGGUAUAUAUUAUACAUAUAAACAAAGUCAAUGCCUUAAUCGUAUGUUACAAAAUGAAUUAUUUACAAGAUGUGGUUGUCUUAAUUCUGAAUGGCCUCGAUCAAUUAAAUUAUUAGAUCAACAUAAAUCUUUACCAUAUUGUCAAAAAUUACCAAUCAAUGUAAAUAAUAUACAUGGAGCAGAAGAAAUGAAAACACGUCUUGAUUGUUUCGGUACAGUAUUAACUGAUUUAAAACAACUUAAAGAGAAAGCUGUACAAAAAGGUGUUUGUAUACCACGUUGUGGUUAUUAUACAUAUGAUACAAAAUUAAGUGUUACAUCAUGGGAUCCAGAUCCAUAUAAACUUGCUUUAUAUACAAAAGGUUAUAGACAUGUUGAUAAAUUUUUAAAUGAACCAAAUCAAAGAAAACAUAUUGAUGAAUUAUUAGAAAAUUUUGAUGCAUCAAUAGAUCCAAUAAAAAAUAAAAAUCAAUUACAUUCAAUACGUACAUUAUUUUCUAAUGAUUAUCAACGUUUUGAUGAUGGAACACAUACAUAUAUUAGUUUAAUUAGACAAGAUUUUGAUACAAUCAUGAAAGAAGAACGUUUAGUAUUUGAUAUUUAUAUAUUAAUAUCACGUAUAGGUGGUUUAUGUUCAUUAUGUAUUGGUUUAACAAUGGCAUUUAUAGUUGAAUUAGUUGAAUUUGUUUAUUUACUUUGUUUUAAAAAUGAUAUGAAAUUAACACAAUCAAAUGAAAAUUAUAAAUUAAAUCAAAAUAUAAAAACAAUGAAAAUUAAUUGUAAACAACAUUGUUUACAUAAUAAAGAGGAAAUAGAACAUAAUCAAUAUUAUUUGAAUGAAUCCAAAUUGUCAACGAUUCCAAAUAAUCACCAUUGUCAUCAUCAUCAUCAACAGCAAAGCCAAAAUCUUUGGCAAAUAAAUUGUGAUAAUGAUAAUAAUAGUAAUAAUAAUAAUAAUAUUAAUAUUAAUAAUGACAGUAAUAAAAAUGAAGAAUUUUUAACUUCUGAAAUAAUUCCAAAUUGUUUUACCUUAACAACUAAUAUUGAAAAUGAUAAUCAGUCAGUAACCACAAGUGUUACACAAACUCCAAUUGAAAAUUAAAUUAUUAUUAUUAUUAUUAUAGAUUGUUAGUUUAAUAAAAACCUUCCUUGUCAAACUAUUAAAUUGUAGUGAAUAAUUGAAUUUAAUUAUUUGACUCCAUUUUGAUUUCAUUGAAUCAUUAACUAUUUAUUAUUUGAUUAUACAUUAACAUCAGUUACCGUUGAAGUGACACAUGAUUUGUGUUGACCCAGUGUGAAUGAUGUAUGUUUCUGUCAUAAUAUGCAUAUCUUCUCUUUUAUUUUGUAUGUUAAUUAUAUUACAUAAAGCUUAUGAAUAUAUUUUCUUGCAUGUUCUUUCUGUAUCAUUUGUAUCAUUUGACAACAACAACAAAAUUGUAUUCAAUUAUAGAUGAUUUGGUCAUAUCUAAUUCAGUCUUGAUUUAAAAUUACAGAAUCAUAUAUUCAUUUGAUUGAAAGAUCAGUAUAUACUUCGAAAAAUACAUGCAUAUGAACAAUAUUGUAUACUAAUUUAAUGAAAUGUUGUUUAUUUAUUUAAUGUAAAUGAUUCCUUAGGAUAUGUGAAUAAAAAAUUU